This is a messenger RNA of Gaeumannomyces tritici R3-111a-1, 1496 nucleotides long. RefSeq lists its product as hypothetical. Bases 99 to 1496 code for a protein of 465 amino acids. NCBI's taxonomy places the organism in Eukaryota, Fungi, Ascomycota, Sordariomycetes, Magnaporthales, Magnaporthaceae. The record is from RefSeq and is a predicted model, not a curated record. The transcript has 6 exons.
GCAGCGGCAUGUCACGUUCAGUCUAAGGGCGUCCUGUCGACAAAGAUGAAGCUUUUAGGCACUCCUUUUUUUGUCUUGAUAGUAUCCUUCGCCACACUAUGUCUAGCCGGGAUACCAAUCAGCCAAGCCAUCACACGGCUCCCAGCCUGCGGGGUAUGUGGAAGGAAGAGAGCCCGUCCAUCACAAGCUCGCCGUGCAACUCGGUGACCAACACGACGUGCCUCUGUAACAACAAUGACCUGUAUGGCCUGGUCCAGGACUGCGUCUUGGCCAACUGCACCGGUCCCGACGCCAUCAAAACGGGACUGGUUCAAGCCCAGGUCUGCGACCUCCCGCUCAGGCUCCGCAAGUUCGAUAUCCACAUCGCGGGCAUCCUGCAAGGCCUCGCCAUUUUGUGUAUCUGUCUGCGUAUUUUCUCACGAUGGUACACCAUGGAUCGCACCGGGUUGGACGACUGGAUAGCGAUCAUCAUACUGCCAUUGUACUUCGGGUUCGUGUUUUGCGGCCACUACGCGGGCCAGUUAGCGUUUGGCAUCGACAUAUGGUUCGUGGAGCCCGACGCCGUCACCGAGGCGCUCAAGGCCUUCUACGUCGGCGAGACGCUCUACGUUCUGCUGCUGGGGCUCACCAAGGCGUCGAUGCUGUGCUUCUACCUGCGCGUGUUUCCGCACCAGGGCGUGCGGCGCGCCAUCCUCGUGGGGCUGGGCCUGGUGGUGACGUCGACGGCGACACUGCUGCUGCUGCAGGUGUUCCAGUGCGUCCCCGUAAGUCUCUUCUGGGAGGGCUGGCGGGAGGGGCUGGCGUUCCUGGCGGGCGACCGCCGGUGCGUCAACAUCAACGCGCUAGCGCUGGCUGUGGCCGCCAUCAGCAUCGCGCUCGACAUGGUCAUCCUGGCCAUCCCCGUCCCCGUGGUGAUCAAGCUGGACCGGCAGAUCCGCAGCAAGGCGGCGGGCAUGUUCGGACUGGGCAUCUUCAUCCUCAUGACGAGCUCGGUGCGCAUCCCGUACAUCGUCGAGUUCGGCGACAGCCGCAACCCGACGUGGGACGCGACCGACGCGCUCAUCUGGUCGGGCAUCGAGAUCGCCGUGUCGAUCAUCGUCAUCAGCCUGCCGGCGAUCCGCGUGCUGCUGCGCGUCAUGUUCCCGAGGGGGGGCGCGGCCCGGGAGGGGCUGCCGCCCAUCGAGUCGGCCAGGGGGCGCACGUUCCGGCAGCGGCUGUCGUCCAUCAAUGGCUCGGCUGAGUUCAGGCCCAACUUGCGCGGCGGGGCGUCGCGAGUGGCCGAGGGCAGCCGCGCCAUCGAGCUCAAGGACACCAAGUUCAGCACCGGCACCGCCAGCAGCUCGCAGAUGGAGACCAAGUUCACCACGUCGACCUUUUCCACUGUGACGGUCACGGACGAACGGGACGGGGAAAUGGACGGGGGAAGAGGCAGUGACCGAGGCAGUCACAUCGCUCACCACAUGAAGACAGCCCCAGGCCACGCAAGGGGCGGUUAA